AAUGGCCCUGAAGUUCUUUCCUCGUGAUUCCACAAAUCUCUUUUCCUUUUUACGAGAGUAUAACCUCUCCCUCUCCUUCUGCACCCACCCGUCCCUGACCAAGGCACUGGGCAUUGCCUUCUCCACCCCCUCACAUUACGUUUUCGCCCAGCAAGCUAGCCUCUUCGGUGAUCUAUACGAAGUCAUUGUCCCUGAGGUGGGUUUGGAGGAGAACUGUGUCCAGAGGGUGGUGUCCCAGCUGAGCAGUGCCCUAACCCACCUCCACUCCCUUGGUUUCGUCCACCGCGACGUCAAGCCAGAGAACAUCUUCCUGGUCGACGCUGCCUGCCGUUGGGUCAAACUGGGUGACUUCGGCAUGGCCAAGGCCACGGGAACCAAGGUACCCGGUGUGUGGUACAGUUCUGCUUACUGUACACCCGAGGCAGAGAUAGCGAAGGUGUCGGAGGAUAGUAGCCAUAAUACUGCUUCAAAACCUGAUGGAGGAAAUGGGUUGGACAACAAGAUCAAGAGGGUGUGGGUGUCGGUGGAGGCCAGUACAGACUGCUGGGCCUUGGGGAUCCUCAUCUACGCCAUGCUGACUGGCAGUCUACCCUGGACGGAGACCGCAUCCGACGACCGCUCGUACAUCAAGUACAAAGAGUGGUUUGACCAGGAGAAAGAUCAAGAUGUUCAGGAUGAUGAUCUAGACCUAUGGGGGGAAGGAAAAGACGAGGACAUCAUGAUGAGUUUGGAUGAAGACAAGCAGAAUCUGAACAAGAAAAAAUCCCAUCCGGUCGCCCCCCAGUUUGCCUAUUUCACCCCACUGGCCUGCUCCCUUUUCCAGGCACUUCUCCACCCGCAGCCUGGGCUUCGUGGUAGGCCUGACGAUGUACUGGGCUACCUCGGAGGAGACUGGUUGCGGAAGGAGGAGAAGAUACGGUUGGAGGAGGAGAGGAAGAAAAUGAGAGGGAGAGAGGUAAUCAGAAACGAGAAAGAGAGGGAGGGAAGGGGAGAGAGAUAA
Molecule: messenger RNA, 1000 nt
Organism: Coregonus clupeaformis (lake whitefish)
Lineage: Eukaryota; Metazoa; Chordata; Actinopteri; Salmoniformes; Salmonidae
Product: serine/threonine-protein kinase SBK1-like
Exons: 2
Coding region: 2-1000 (332 amino acids)
Biological process (GO): peptidyl-threonine phosphorylation; peptidyl-serine phosphorylation
Molecular function (GO): protein serine/threonine kinase activity; ATP binding
Source: RefSeq, a predicted model, not a curated record